AUGUCUUCCCUUCCUCCCGUCUACAUUGUUUCCACCGCCCGUACCCCUGUGGGCGGUUUCCUUGGCUCUCUUUCCACCCUUGCUGCUCCCAAGCUCGGUGCCCAUGCUAUCAAGUCCGCUGUCGAGCGUGCUGAGGGCAUCAACCCCGCCGAUGUCGAGGAGGUCUUCUUUGGCAACGUUCUGUCUGCUGGUGUCGGACAGAACCCUGCCCGCCAAUGCGCUAUCGGUGCUGGCCUCGCGGAUUCCACCGUCUGUACCACCGUCAACAAGGUCUGCGCCUCCGGCCUGAAGGCCGUCAUCCUCGGUGCCCAGACCAUCAUGACCGGAAACGCCGACAUUGUCGUCGCCGGUGGUGCUGAGUCCAUGUCCAACACCCCUCACUACCUCCCCAACAUGCGCACUGGCGCCAAGUACGGAAACCAGAGCCUGGUCGACGGAAUCCAAAAGGACGGUCUGCAGGACGCCUACGGCAAGCAAGAGCUCAUGGGCUUCGCUGCCGAGGAGUGCGCCGAGGACCACGGCUUCAACCGCGAGCAGCAGGACGACUACGCCAUCCGCAGCUACCAAAAGGCCCAAGCCGCGCAGAAGGCCGGAGUUUUCGACUUCGAGAUCGCUCCCAUUGAGAUCCCCGGUUUCCGCGGUAAGCCCGGUGUCACCGUUUCCCAGGACGACGAGCCCAAGAACCUCAAUCCGGAGAAGCUGCGCGCUAUGAAGCCCGCUUUCAUCCCCGGCACCGGCACUGCUAAGGUCAAGGAGCUCGGUCUCAAGCCCAUCGCCAAGAUUCUCGGCUGGGGUGAAGCCGCUCACGCGCCUAACAAGUUCACCACCGCCCCUGCCCUGGCUAUCCCCAAGGCUCUCAAGCACGCUGGCGUGACUCAGGAGUCCAUCGAUGCCUUCGAGAUCAACGAGGCUUUCAGCGUUGUCUCCCUUGCCAACAUGAAGCUGCUCGGCCUCUCCGAGGACAAGGUUAACAUUCACGGUGGUGCUGUUGCCAUUGGUCACCCUCUUGGUGCUUCCGGUGCCCGUAUCCUGUCUACCCUGAUCGGUGUCCUCAAGGCUAAGCAGGGUAAGCUCGGCUGCGUUGGUAUCUGCAACGGUGGCGGUGGUGCUAGCGCCCUCGUCCUCGAGCUCCUCUAA
Molecule: messenger RNA, 1137 nt
Organism: Penicillium cosmopolitanum
Lineage: Eukaryota; Fungi; Ascomycota; Eurotiomycetes; Eurotiales; Aspergillaceae
Gene: erg10B
Product: acetyl-CoA C-acetyltransferase
Exons: 5
Coding region: 1-1137 (378 amino acids)
Biological process (GO): ergosterol biosynthetic process; fatty acid beta-oxidation
Molecular function (GO): acetyl-CoA C-acetyltransferase activity
Source: RefSeq, a predicted model, not a curated record